AUGGACCUGAUAAAAUACUUGAUUGAAAAGCUAGCGCUAACUGGAAGGAUGGCCAAAUGGCUAUUGUUAAUAUCAAAAUUUGACAUAACUUAUGUCAACCAAAAGUCUAUGAAGGGGCGAGCAGUCUCAGACCACCUUGCUGCACAUCUGGCAGAAUCAGAUUCUCGACCAAGGGAAGAUCUUUUCUCGGAUGAGGACUUAGCAUGCAUGGAAGAAGAAGGGUGCAAAGAUUGGUGGCAGUUAUAUUUUAAUGGCGUAGCCAAUCAAAGGGGAUAUGGGACCAGAAUAUUGCUGAUAACCCCAGAGGAUCUUUAUCUCCCUUCUACUUUCCGAUUAGAGUUCCCAUGUACCAACAACAUUAUAGAGUACAAAGUAUGUGUGAUUGGCCUCAAGGCCGCCAUGGCAUUGGAAAUCAAUAAGUUGAAAGUUUAUGGGGAUUCAUCAAUCGUAAUCUGUCAAACUCAAGGAAGAUGGAAAACGAAAGAUGAAAAGCUGAACCCUAUCAGGAACACUUAG
This is a messenger RNA of Telopea speciosissima, 516 nucleotides long. RefSeq lists its product as uncharacterized. The record is from RefSeq and is a predicted model, not a curated record. The transcript has a single exon. Gene Ontology annotation, molecular function: nucleic acid binding; RNA-DNA hybrid ribonuclease activity. NCBI's taxonomy places the organism in Eukaryota, Viridiplantae, Streptophyta, Magnoliopsida, Proteales, Proteaceae. The coding region runs from base 1 to 516 and encodes 171 amino acids.